AGUGACAGGAGCCGAAGCAGCAGCGCAGGUUGUCCCCGUUUCCCCUCCCCCUUCCCUCUGUGGUUGAUUUCCCGGGCCCCCUACACUCCACAACCCCGGCUCUGCCAUGUCCCAGAAACAAGAAGACGAGAACCCUGCGGAGGAGACCGGCGAGGAGAAGCAGGACACACAAGAGAAAGAAGGUAUUCUCCCUGAAAGAGCUGAGGAAGCAAAGCUAAAGGCCAAAUAUCCAAGCCUAGGACAAAAGCCUGGAGGUUCUGACUUCCUCAUGAAGAGGCUCCAGAAAGGGCAAAAGUACUUUGACUCAGGAGACUACAACAUGGCCAAAGCCAAGAUGAAGAAUAAGCAGCUGCCAAGUGCAGGACCAGACAAGAACCUGGUGACUGGUGACCACAUCCCCACCCCACAGGAUCUGCCCCAGAGAAAGUCCUCACUCGUCACCAGCAAGCUUGCGGGGUAACCUGGGCCCCCCUCUCCUCCCCUUCCUCACCCGCUGGACUUUAUGUAUUAUAGGCAGGGAUGGAAUUGGGCAGCUAGUCAGAUCCUCCCAGAUUGCUAGCCGAAAAUGCUGCUGCCGGGGCUACCGAGGAGUUCACGUGGGUUGAAGAGGGGCUCUUGAGUUCAUUUCUUUGGUUACAUGGAGACUUCCGCACCUUCACUGUAGCCCAGGUAGGGGCCGGGAAAUAGGAAGGACCAGGAUUGGAUAAUGCUGCAAACUUUUUCUCGGUGAGAAACUGGAGAGAGGUCAUUUCUCCUCUUGGACGAUAAUAUCCCAAAGUGGUUAGGCUGAGCCUUGGGAAUAAUAUGGCAGGUUGAACAGCCCUGGGCUAACCUGACGUGUUGGGAAAGGUAGAUGGGAUGAGAUGUGUUUUCUGUGCUUCUGAGUGUUGUGUCCCUCGGGCUGCUGUUGCUUUGUGUGUUCCCUGCGGCAGGCAGAGAGAGUCCUCACCCAGGCCUGAGUGGUCUGCCUGAAACUGCAGUGCCCAGUUAACCUCUACUUAGUGUGGCUUACAGAUUGCCCUGGCUCUUAAAUAAUGUAAAGAUUGGCAGACAUUGUUCACAGAAGAUGGGCACCUUCUCUCUCUCUCUCUCCCUGCAUGUUGCUUUUCAGAGUGUCAUGGGAUAGUAGGAAGAGCAGUGGUUUAGGAGUCUAGACAUCUAGGUUCUGGGUCCACUUGGCCUCAGCAGUACUGAUGUAGAACCUCAGUCAAGUCAUUUAGUCUCUUUGGAUUUCUAUUUCCUCAUUGUAAAAAUAGUU
Molecule: messenger RNA, 1258 nt
Organism: Oryctolagus cuniculus (rabbit)
Lineage: Eukaryota; Metazoa; Chordata; Mammalia; Lagomorpha; Leporidae
Source: RefSeq, a predicted model, not a curated record